This is a messenger RNA of Raphanus sativus (radish), 1908 nucleotides long. Its product is annotated as magnesium transporter MRS2-1. Lineage: Eukaryota; Viridiplantae; Streptophyta; Magnoliopsida; Brassicales; Brassicaceae. The coding region runs from base 402 to 1760 and encodes 452 amino acids. The record is from RefSeq and is a predicted model, not a curated record. The transcript has 6 exons. Gene Ontology annotation, molecular function: magnesium ion transmembrane transporter activity. Gene Ontology annotation, biological process: magnesium ion transport.
CCAUCGCUCGUUGUGUUUUUCUUCUUUCUUCUUCCUCUUCUUCCAGCCAUAAUAAUUUCUAUAGCAAAACAAUAUCCAUUCCGUGUUUCCCUUAGGAACUCCCGAGAAGCCUCCACCUGAGAUCUGUUCGGGUUUCUAGUUUUAGGGUUUUCCCUUCGAUGAGUCUCUCUAUUAAGUUUAGCUCCGAGUGAUGAAACCAAUCUCCGUAGCAGAGCUGUUCGAUCCUGUGGCUGGUGUUUUGUCUCCCUGAGACACGGCGAGUUCCCAAGUUUCCAUCUUUUCUUGUCUGAAUGAAUCUCAGAUUAGUUCAUCACUUGUUUGCUAACAACUGGCUUGGAUAGAGUUAACAACGACGAGAUCAACUUUUUUUUUUUUUUGUAAACUGUGUCUGAUUCUCUGCAAUGUCUGAACUAAAAGAGCGCCUACUUCCUCCGAGACCUGCUUCAGCUUUGAACCUCAGAGAUGCUGCUGCUGCUGCUGCGUCUCGCUCUUCCGCUUCCGGAAGGACUUCCCUUCUCGGAGUCGACGUCUUGGGUCUCAAGAAGCGUGGUCAAGGCCUGCGUUCUUGGAUCCGCGUCGAUACUUCUGGCAACACACAGGUCAUGGAGGUCGACAAGUUCACUAUGAUGCGUAGAUGCGACUUGCCCGCUCGCGAUCUACGCCUCCUCGAUCCUUUGUUCGUAUAUCCCUCGACGAUCCUCGGCCGAGAGAAGGCCAUCGUCGUGAACUUGGAGCAGAUCCGUUGUAUCAUCACUGCUGAUGAGGUUCUGCUCCUCAACUCUCUCGACAACUACGUCCUGAGGUAUGUUGUUGAGUUGCAGCAGAGGCUGAAGACUAGUGGUGUAGGUGAGAUUUGGCAGCAGGAUAAUAAUAAUAAUGGCGGUGGCCAGUUGAGUAGGAGGAGGAGGAGUUUUGAUAAUAGCUUUGAGAACUCAUCUCCUGAUUAUUUGCCUUUUGAGUUUAGAGCUCUCGAGAUCGCCCUCGAAGCUGCUUGUACCUUUCUAGAUUCCCAGGCUUCAGAGUUGGAGAUUGAGGCAUACCCUUUACUAGACGAGCUUACAUCAAAGAUCAGUACACUAAACCUGGAACGUGUGCGUAGGCUAAAGAGCAGACUUGUAGCACUCACGAGGAGAGUCCAGAAGGUUAGGGAUGAGAUAGAGCAGCUGAUGGAUGAUGAUGGAGAUAUGGCGGAAAUGUAUCUCACGGAGAAGAAGAAGAGGAUGGAAGGAUCUUUGUACGGUGACCACCAAUCCUUACUGGGAUACAGAUCGAACGACGGUCUAUCUGUUUCUGCGCCGGUCUCUCCUGUGUCUUCUCCACCUGAUUCACGUGGUAGACUCGAUAGAAGCGUGAGUAUUGCUAGGAGCAGACAUGACAGUGCGAGGAGUUCAGAAGGCGUGACAGAGAAUAUAGAAGAGCUGGAGAUGUUGCUGGAAGCUUACUUUGUCGUCAUUGAUAGUACUCUUAACAAACUGACAUCCUUAAAGGAGUACAUUGAUGAUACUGAAGAUUUCAUUAACAUACAACUGGAUAACGUGAGGAAUCAGCUGAUCCAGUUCGAGUUGCUUCUGACGACAGCAACAUUUGUGGUAGCCAUAUUUGGGGUGGUGGCAGGGAUAUUUGGAAUGAACUUUGAGAUAGACUUUUUCACUCAGCCAGGUGCAUUCAGAUGGGUACUUAUCAUUACUGGAAUCUGCGGCUUUGUCAUAUUUUCCGCGUUUGUCUGGUUCUUCAAGUAUAGAAGACUCAUGCCACUAUGAGAUAGAGGACAUGAUGAAUGUAGACAGACCACCAGCUCUUUUCAUUAUUAUUACAGUAUGUUGCUUUACAUGAUAGACUAAUGAUUUGUUUCCUUUGCACACACAAUUAAACAUUACCAAAUGCAAAUGUGAUAAAAUCUUUUUGUCA